Molecule: messenger RNA, 417 nt
Organism: Prunus armeniaca (apricot)
Lineage: Eukaryota; Viridiplantae; Streptophyta; Magnoliopsida; Rosales; Rosaceae
Source: the annotation of a GenBank genome assembly
AUGAUUUGGGAAUAUUCCUUUUUUUCGAAUCGGGUCGUGACACAUCUCCACUCCUUUCAGUUUGCCUUAAGGUGCAAAGGGUUUAGCGACGAAGGGCAGUGCCUGCUAUUUCCGUAUGCGCUUACCGGAGCGGCGUUGAACUGGUUCUACAGGUUGAAACCAAGAAUGGUAGAUUCUUUCGACGAGCUAAAACAGAUCCUUCUCAACCAUUUUAUGAUCCAAACGGGCCGUCUGUACUUUGCCAACGACUUAUGCACCAUUCCUCAAAAAGAAGAUGAGUCCCUACGAGAAUACGCUGCCGACUUAGAAUACGCUGUCGGCUUAGCCAUGAAUACACGAGAUGCCCAGAAACAGAUGAUCGGGCAGCCUUCAGCACCUUCAAGAGUGGUCUUCGGUCCUCGUACUUCCAGUAUUUAG